Molecule: messenger RNA, 687 nt
Organism: Ilex paraguariensis (yerba mate)
Lineage: Eukaryota; Viridiplantae; Streptophyta; Magnoliopsida; Aquifoliales; Aquifoliaceae
Source: the annotation of a GenBank genome assembly
AUGAUGGAAGACAUGACCUACAUGAACAAACUCUUGAAGAAGAAGGGAUUGAACAAAAUCAUCAUGAACUCCAUCACUGCAUGCUCCGAUCUCUAUUCACAAACGCUCGAUGAUCUAGGUGACGCGAUUUUGAACUAUAAAUCGAAGAAUUUCCACGAGGUUAACCAAGAUGUUAGCGCAGCAAGCACUACUGCUGCGAGGUGUGAAGAUGGGUUUAGUGAGAGAGGAGUCAUUUCGCCAUUAACACAAAGAAAUGAUAAAAUGGGUCAACUGUCUGCUAUAGCAUUGAACAUUGUGAAUUUGUAUGCUCAAACUUGUAGAUCAGUAUCAAAAGACAAUCCAAACGUGAGCUAUAGUUUCUGCAAAACCUCCCUUCUAGCCAUUCCAGCCGCCCAGUGCAGUAACCUCCAGAAACUCAGGUUAGCAUUGAUCAACCUCAUUCAGAAAAGCGUAGUUGACACCAUGAGUGACAUCAGCAAGACGCUGAAGACGAAGAAGAAGAAGGAGCCUAAGAAGUUUUAUGAUGUUAAUCAAGUUACUAUUUCCAUUGGUAGGGCUGCUUCAAGCUGUGAAGAUGGGUUUAAAGAUGGAGGUGUGGCUUCUCCACUGCAGAAGAGGGAUGAUAGUACUAGUCAGUUGGCUGUUAUAGCACUGAAAAUUAUUGAUUUGUAUGCUAAAUCAAACUAA